This is a messenger RNA of Strongylocentrotus purpuratus (purple sea urchin), 8601 nucleotides long. Its product is annotated as tubby-related protein 3. The record is from RefSeq and is a predicted model, not a curated record. The transcript has 11 exons. Gene Ontology annotation, biological process: protein localization to cilium. Lineage: Eukaryota; Metazoa; Echinodermata; Echinoidea; Camarodonta; Strongylocentrotidae. Gene Ontology annotation, cellular component: cilium. Bases 97 to 1536 code for a protein of 479 amino acids.
CCUCCUCCUCCUCCUCCUCCUCCUCCUCCUAGUCAUCGGACGAGUCAGCCCCAAUCCGACUGGAUUUCGGGCGGAAACGGUCCACCUGGCGCCAUCAUGGAUGACGAUCAUUCCAAUUCACCCAACGUCAUCCGACAACAAAAGCUCGAAAAACAGCGUGCUUUACUGAAAGAGAAACGAAUGAGACACAACCAGCCCUUGAUGGUGCAGCCCAACGAAGAAAGGCAAGGCUCCGGCGGAAAGACGCGCAGAAAAGUACCGGAAGAAGUGCGCCCUCUAGUGUCCCCGACCCAUAGCUCGUCAGCGAGUGAGGGCCUACAAGGUAUCGAUGGGCCGGCUGCAACGUACACACUGAAUAACUCCGGCUCUUUCACAACGGUCCAGGUCCUGACCGUAGAAGAAUCGUCUACUGACCCAGAACCAGUGCCAAAAUCCAAAGGAGCGACAGAAACGGAACGCAAACUAAAAGCCAUGGGCAUCUCCGGCACCGUGCCUUUCGAGGAUCCAGACGACGGCAUACCGACCUCGACCCUCCCCGAAGCGGUCAUAGCCCCUAGCAACAUCGGACCCGCCCCUCCCCCUUACAGCACCGUGCAGACCACGGGUUACGAGGCCCCCGCACAGAACCUCAGCUCAUCAGGGUACACGGCCGGAGGAGGCGGCGGCUUCACAACCCCUACACAGCCAGUACAAGAAAAAAAGCAGAGGCCAGACAGCGGAAACAAUAACCUUGGCGGAGCUGUAGGGGGCGUCCUUGAUGGUCCAGAGUUAGAUCGGUUCGUUUUGGCACCAGCGCCCCAGGGGGGGUCUGUGAGAUGUCGGAUCACCCGCGAUAAGAAGGGCGUAGAUCGCAGCGUGUAUCCAACAUACUACCUACAUAUGGAGAGAGACGACGGGAGAAAGCAAUUUCUGCUCGCAGCCAGGAGGCGUAAGAAGAGUAAAACGUCCAACUAUCUCAUGACGACAGACCCUACAGAUCUCUCCAGGGACGGAGAAAACUUUGUCGGGAAACUAAGAGCCAAUUUCAUGGGCACUCAGUUCACAAUCUUUGAUGGAGGCCUUGCACCGGGUAAGCCUGGCGCGUUACCAGAUGGCGGCAACAUUCGCAAUGAGCUGUCUGUUGUCUACUAUGAUACCAAUGUAUUAGGAUUUAAAGGACCACGUAAGAUGACCGUUAUCAUUCCAGGCAUGAGUCUUGAUCAUCAGAGGGUUGAACAUAAACCUAGGAAUGAACGUGAAUGCAUGUUAGAACGAUUCAAGAGGAAAGACAUGGAGAAUCUUUUAGAGCUGCACAACAAAACUCCUGUCUGGAAUGAUGACACGCAAUCCUAUGUCCUGAAUUUCCACGGCAGAGUCACGCAAGCCUCCGUCAAGAACUUUCAGAUUGUUCACGACAAUGACCUGGACUACAUCAUCAUGCAGUUUGGGCGUGUGGGUGAGGAGGUGUUCACUAUGGAUUACAGCUACCCUCUCUGUGCAGUGCAAGCGUUUGGUAUCACGCUAAGUAGCUUCGACCACAAGCUGGCUUGUGAAUGAACAAUGCCCCUCACCCUCCUUCCCAUUACCCCACCCCGCCUUCAAGACUGUAAAAGUCGACUUUUCUGCACUACCACAAAACCUGGAAACUCUCACCUGCAUCAACUUUCGUGAGGGGCUAACUUCCAAGAAAAUCUCAUACCACUGAUGUAACUAACUGAAUAUCAACUGGCAACACUGCACUUGUUAUGCAAGUCACAAACGUUUCUUGUUGUACAGUAUUCUGUGCCAUGUUUGCAAUCUUGGAUAUUUCACAUUAUGAGAAGAAACUCGACAGUUUUAUGUAACCAUGUCCCAUAUGCCAGUUUAAGAUCUGGCUGUAAGGCUCAAUCCAUAAAAGGAAAUUAGCAGUGCAGAAAUGUCAACAUUAACUUGGCCUUUGCCUUUUUCCCCAUAGAUCCCUUUGAAACGAAGUUAAAUUAUUGUCUUCUUGGAGCCAAAUAAUAUUAUUGUAGACAGAGUUAACACCGUUCUCGUUCUUGGUAGAUAAUUAAUAAGUUCUGAAUUUCUUUAAUCUCACAUCCACAUCGGGCCAAUCAGGAGCUUGUAUCACAGAGCUUAGACGUGAUUGGUCACAUGGAGGUCACAUGAUUAUAGGCAGUUGGUCGUGAUCUUAAAUCUGUUUUAUGAGAUAUUUGUACAAACUUGUUAAUCGAGUAUAUCCUUUUUAAACAUAUAAAAAGCCUGCCGUUCACUUUAGACCAAUGAGUUCAUGUGCCAUUUUUAACUGUGGAAAACUACUGAUGUAAAAAAUGUGUAGUCUUAUUCCUGACUGCUGUGAUUAAUCUUGAGUGACCAAAGGAAUGCCUAUGGUCUGUUUAAAGAUAAUUGUCAAAGUCUUGUACUAAAGUUAUUGUCACCUUAUUCAUUUCUUUCAGUACUACUACGAGUGGAAGAAACAAUUUUGUUUUUGUCCAGCAGUUGUGUUUCUACUGGAGAGUGUACAGAGUUUGUAAAAAGAAAGAAAGAAAAAGAUAAUAUUAUGCCAGAUAUAUAAUCUUAGAGUACUUACAAGAGAGACGAACUACGUGAAUUGGAAAAAGAAGGAUAUAGUUUUAACGUGUGUGUGUGUGUCGAUGUUGUUUAUAUUGUAUCAACAAAUUUCUAUUUUGAAACUUGUACAAACUGAUAGCAUAACUGAUUUUUAUGGAAACACUGCUAGAAUGAAAAAAGAGAAGGUUUUUGUGACAUUUUUUUUAGAAAAUCUUUGUAGAUCGUAGAGAUUAUUUUGUUGUUGUGUGUCAGUGUAUUUUUUAAAAACCAUGUGUCUUUUCUGAAUUACUGUCAAGUGUCAAACAAGAUUUGUAUACCCAAGCACACACUUUAUUGUGGGGUCUUCAUUGAGAACUUCUUAAAGUUUGAUAUUCAUGAUCUGUCUUUAAUGGUGGUAUAGAGUAAUUAUCCAUGGCUGGAAAAUGUUUAUUUGUUGUAUUGCAAAUGGCACUACUUACUAGACACAUAUACACACAUAAAGUACCGUGUAGGUUGAAAAGUAACAUGCAUGAUGCAAAAUUGAUAUGACAUAUUUUGCCGUAGGCAUACACAACUCUUAAACUUUGCACUACCUGAGAGUUGGAAGACAAUUCUAUGGUAUUCAUAAGGUGAAAAUAUUAAAUAUAGAUAUAUCAUUGAGCCACCUAAUGUAAAGGAUGCUGCCAAAUAUUUUGGAAAAUUAAGACUAAGUGGGCAUUAACAUUUUUCUUAGUUAAUUCAUGGAAAAGUAUUUUAUGAAGGGCGUCUACCAUCCGUUAUAGCGCCUCAAAUGGCAACAUCGUUACAUAUUUUUCGCUCAUAUAUACUUCGGACUAUGUAUGUUGUAUCUAAAAAUGAAAGCGUAUGCAUAAAUCGGAUACAGCAGAACACACAUCAAUGUAUUUUGGAAAACAUUAAUUUGAACAUUUGUUGCCAAUUUGAAGAAUUUAAGGCUUUUUUUCUCAUUUAGUGAACCACAUUCCUUUCGGCAUCAUGGAUGGAGUCUUAAAUGUGUAGUAACCCUUGCUGCGUCACGUAAUGUAUGUCAUGUGAUUUGUAUUUUCUGAAAUGAAAAUUUGAAGUACUAAAGACAAAUAUAGUUUCAAUCUUUGUAUUCAUGGGUAUUCAAAAGUUGCUUUUUGAAGACUUAAAUGUCUGACCUAUUCGGAAUCCUCAAAAUUUAAUCUAAUGGAAAUUCAUUGAAAAGUGAAUUCUAAAGUAGCUUAAAGCUAAAUGACUACAUUCAGCUAUUUUAAUUGAAUUUUCAUUGUACUUUAUGUUAUAUGUGCUCCCUUUUUUUAAGAUAGGGGAAAUGAAUGAAUUUCAGCUAUGACAGAGAAACCUGUGUUUACAUAAUAGACAGGUAUCAGUGAUCAGCUAUUUACAAGCACAGUAAUCGUGCUGCAGAUCUUUAUACUCUCAUACUUGUGUCUAUUCUUACCGUCCAUUCUUAUUAUCAUAUUCUUAGCCAUGUCUUGUAAUUAGUAUUACACCAAAUUCACUAAUACCUUGAAAAAUGUUGUGCUUUUUACAAUUUUCUAGUUUAAUAGAGGUAUAAUUUUUGUAUAUCUGCACUUCUGUGUGAAGGCUUUGAUUUAUUAUACAACCUUGGACGUUAUAUUCGGGAAGAACUUUUGAUUAUAAUUAUUUAUAUAUUUCAGCAGUGUGUACUAAUCACCUGUAUGUUAACCUUGAUGUAAAUUGAAAUUGUAGGAUAGAAUGUAGAUAAAUUGUGUGUUUUCUUUCAAUCAGUCGAGAUUACUAUUAUGGUGGUUAUCGAUAAUGUUUAAAUUGAAAUUUAAAUUUAAAUACGCAUUUCAUGCCUGCAGAUUUGACCAAUCAGAGACCUAGAAUAUUCAUAUGCGGUAUAUAAAGUAAAAAAGAAUAUCCCGCUUCGAGUGCAACUAUGUAAGGUCGCUCUCAAAAUGAGGAGUGGUAUUUCAAAAGUAAAUAAAUUGAUAAUUUCAAGUUAAACUGCUAGCCAACAUCUGUUUAUUUCUCAUAAAUUGCUUGUCGCAUCGGCCUAUCGAAAACUUAGGGUAGGGUUACAUACCCAUGCACAUGUGAUGUUGGACUCUGAAAUGAUAAGUGUUUGGUAAAGAUUAGGUUACAUGUACAUGUGUGUUUGAUUCAAUAUGUGUCAUUUUUCGACUCUGGAUUAUAUUCCAUAUAUGAUUAUUUGCUGAAUAGUUGCACCUACCAGUGAAACAUACACCAUGAAAUAUACACUGUGAAACUUACACAGUGAAACAAACACUGUGAAACAUACACCAUCAUUCUCUCUCUAUCUGCGAUCAGUGUAACAGGAGUUUGAUAUUUACAUUGUGGCCUCUGUAAGCUUAUGCAAAUACAUAUCAAUCACAUGAGAUACAUUGAAACUCAAGUCUAUAUGCUCAGUCUGGCCUGAAUUUGAUUUGGACUGGAUUCAUGUUACGCCAAUGCAACUUGUACCACUUCAAAUCGUACAAAAUUCAUCAUAAUUCAACAUAUAUUCAAUUCAGUUUAUACAAUUAUAUUUUACUAACUCUCGUGUUUACAAUCAAUCUUUAUUAUACCAGUUCAACUUGUCGUAUAAUAACUUAUACUAAUUUCAGUGUGUUAUUUUAUUCAUAUUCUACAUCAUAACUCUUUCCUGAACAUUAUGUUGUUCCUAAAUUGAAUUCCUGAUUAAAUGUAUCACUCAAAUCCUUCCCCUAGACUGCCAUUAAUUUUUCCAAGCAUAAAAAAUAAACACAUUACAUACAUGUAAUACUACAGAAGCAAAUAGAUAUUGUGUACUGUAUAUCAACCCGAUUGCAAUUGGACAGAAGUAUUGCUUGGAUAUUGAUAAUUUCUUCAUUAUAGAAGCAUGUAGUUAUUGAAGUGAAUAUAAAUUGUGUAUGAAAAGACUACUUUCAUUUGUUCUCUCGUCUCUCUUGGUUAUGUUUACUUUAAAUCUUUUUCUUCUUUUUUUGGUGGUAUUAUUUCAUUUAAUUUGUCAGUUUUAUUACUUCUAAUCACUGAUUCGUUUUUGAGUGUCGAUUAUCUUUAAAUCAUACCUUGACUUUGUAAAAAGAAAUGAAAUCUUGAUGAAGACAAAAAUGUGUGCACCUUGAUUUUAUGAGCUCUUUGUAAAUGCUCAAACAUUCACUGCAAGUACUUGUAAAUGUAAAUCGAUUGAAAUGAUGUGUAUGAAUUACAGAUAGGAAUUCCCUCAGGGUUCCCGCGGUCAUGGAAAAACCUGGAAAGUCAUGAUGAGAACAAUUCUUCGGGAAAGUCAUGAGAAUUUAUGGAAAAUGGAGAGAAAUAAAAUAUAAAGUCAUUUAAACUCUCAGAAAUCAAUUGUGGGUGUGAGCUGUGUGUGGCUAUGGUAGCCUUCCAGUUUGAACUGACAAAGGGCGUGGCAUAUUCGCACACCCCUUGGACGUCGCAACCCCAUACCAAAAUGGUUCUUGUCUAGUCAAGGAAACAGGAAAAAAUAGGUCGUGGAAAGUCAUGGAAUUUGAUUGGAUUCUAAAAUUUCUAUGGAAACCCUGUCACUCCAAGUACUUACACAUAUAGUAAUGGAUACACUGCAAGUUAUUAUAUGUGUACAUUUAAGUGUCAUGUUUUAUAGUUUUAAGUACACACUAACGUGUUCAUUGUACUUGUAAUUCUAAUAAAAAUGAACAGAUGUUUUUCCAUGAUUGCGUGUUUCAGACUUGAGUUGAAAUCAAGUUCUAGGCUAAAUCAUUGCCCGGGCUUUUCAAGUUGGAAUAAACCCUCGCUUGGAUCGACCCAAUUCUUUCAUUGCGUAUCACCUCUGUACAACCGAGGCUUGUUCAGACAUGGCGCGGUAAACCAUGUUUUUUAACAUUUCUUUUACUUGUUAAUGAAUGGCAACCGCGAGCAACAGAGGAUUUGGGCGUAUUCACUAGGCUCUGUUUUUAUAAGAUACAGAAAUGGGAAGCGAACAAUUUUUUACGUCAUUAACAAAAAUUCUGUGGUUUUGCAGCAUCUUUAUCUGAACAAGCCUUCAAACAGCUUCUUUGUGUAUUAUUUGGUUACCGGUACUAAAGCUAUCAAUGCCUUGACGUACGUAAAUUUAUAAUGUUUUCUUAAAUAAUAAGUAAAUACUAUACAUCUUGAUCUUGCUAGCUGUUUGAACAAUAAAAGGAGUUACGCUUUGAAGAGGAAUGGAUUCAAUUUCUAAUACUAAGAGCUCGUAGUUUUCAUCAUAAUUAUUGAAAGAAAAAUAUUGUCGGUACUAAUUUGUAUUUAAAUUUGAGAGCCAUAUACAACACGAAGUAGAAGUGUACAAUGAAGUGAUCGAUUUGGCUAAGUACUCGAGAGUUUUAUUUGAGAAUUCAUGUAUGAUAUGUUUAUAACAGUGCCUCGGUUUUCAUGUAAUAAUGUGUAUGGAAAGCUAAAUGUUGGAUCUGAAACUGCAUUUAUACACAAUCGUAUUGAACCUGUUAUGAAUGGAGUGCAGUAAUGUCCCGAAACUAUUAUUGUAGUCUUUUUGUGCAUUACAUGUAUGUGUUAUGAUAUGAUAUAAAUCAGAUCAUUUGAAAUGGAAUUGUAUUCAUAAUAGCAAGCUUUCUCUUGAUUUGAAUGAUUUAUACUCAGAAUUGUUUGCAUUUGAAGAAAAAUAUGAUAUUUAUAGAGUCAAAGUAUACCCAGAGUUAUACAGUGUAUAUCUGUGCAUGAUACAUCUAAGUAUAAAAUGGGUGGUCAUACAAAUCUGAUGUUUUUUGUGCACUUUCAUUGACUUUCAUUGUUUCUUUUUCCUUUCAAAAAUAAUAACAAAAUAAAAAUAUCUACAAAUUAUCUACCAUAGUUUGUAGGUCGACCAAUGAAUUUGGACACAACAAAAAUGCCUUUUUCUGCUAUAAUUUAACAGCAGAUAAGAUAGAGUCGUGUAAACAGUUUUUGCGGAAAGAAUAGCAAAGUUAAUUCUGUACUCUGAGGUGCGUGCAUUUAUGUUAGAUAAGUUUAGCCCUGUGAGAACUUUUUAAUACGCAUUGUACACAGAUAAUUAUGCAGUGGUCGUAAUACAUGUAGAUGUAUACCGGUCAAUUACACUUACACACCAAUAUUAGGAUACAUGUAUGAAUACAUAGCGAGAACAACAUUUUAAUCCAGAGACGAAAAAGAGAUGUUACAAAACACCCUUUGAAAAAAUUUUGCCAAACUGCUUUAAUACCAGAUGACUAGUAAAUCAGAUACUAUAAUUUUUAAGGAACUCCAUGCGCAUUGAGUAGAAAAAUGCGUUCCAUGAAGUACCUGCAAUAGUUUGGACAACUUCAAAAGCCGAUUCUGCUUCUACAAUGGUAUACAGUGAAGCCUACUGCAUUUCUCACGAUCUGACCACCAUCAUAUUUUUGGGGAAUUGGCAUUAGAUAUGAAAAUUUAAACAUUGUCAUUGGCAUAUUCUUCUUCAUUGAGUUGUUAAUGUUCGAAAUGAUACUAAAAUCUAAAAUGCUUUUUAGUGAAGGCCUUGAAAUAGGGAUAAGUACCCUGUUUCCUCUAAGUUAUCUUUGUCGCGAUCUGUCACAUUCACAGUCGAUCGUAAUGAUUUCAGUCGCUUACUUAUAACAAUUAUUGUUACUUGUUAUUGAUAGCAAGUUUUAUGAAACAUGGCCCUAGCUGCAAUGUACAAAUGUGUUAUGAGUGACAUAAUUGGUCACAUUUUCAAUUCAAUUUUAGUAUACAUUUAAGUAUUCACAACCCAACCUGGGCCCCAUUUCACGAAACUUGUCAUAAGUGACAAAUGACAGUUUUUGUUAUAAGCUAGUGAAAUCCUUGCUUCUGAUUGGUCGUCAGCAGAUUUGUCACUGAUUUUUGUCAUUUGUCAUUGAAAAAAGGCUUUGUGAAACGAAUCCCAGGACCAUUUUCCUUACCGUCUGUCAAAUCUCAAUGCCAUUUAAGUGCUUUCCACAAAAUCGGCUUUUAUUUAUCAUACCACAUGGUUGCAGUGAAUUUCAGUUUAGUAUGCAACUUUUUCAGCCAUUCACUAUCUAAUUAACUCUAUGCUCUGAACUAUUUGCACUGUAUUGUAUUGAUCUUGUGUGUCAUCCACUCAUUCAUUAAGAUCCACUAUAAAUGUAUAAUUAUGAUUGAUAUAAAAAAAAA